Mesitornis unicolor (brown roatelo) is the source of this 4269-nucleotide messenger RNA. Its product is annotated as alpha-2-macroglobulin-like protein 1. NCBI's taxonomy places the organism in Eukaryota, Metazoa, Chordata, Aves, Mesitornithiformes, Mesitornithidae. Gene Ontology annotation, cellular component: extracellular region. The transcript has 37 exons. The record is from RefSeq and is a predicted model, not a curated record. Gene Ontology annotation, molecular function: endopeptidase inhibitor activity.
AUGAGGUCCCAAUCUGCCCUGCCCGUCCUGCUGCUCCUCAUCCUGCACCUCGUUGCUGGGGCGUCCGCAGCACCGAUUUACGUGGUCACAUCCCCAGCUGUGAUGUACCACCCCUACACGUCAAUGCUGUGGGUCCAUCUCAGUGGCCUCCGUGAGCCCGUCCAGGUGACCAUUCAGCUGGAGAGAGCAGGCGGGACCGAAAACAUCACUCUGCUUGAAAGGAAGGUCCAGGAGCCUCACCUGUACCUGAACGUCACCUUCCCUGCUCCAGUCCCUGCCAAAGGGAAGGAGGAAAUCGUCGACCUGCACGUCUCAAUCCAGGGAGAUGCCCUGGACGUCUCCCAGAAGAGGAAGGUGAUGCUGAAAGCCCUGGAGCCUGGGAUCUUCAUUCAGACAGACAAGGCUGUCUACAAGCCUGGACAGCAAGUGAAAUUUCGAAUCGUCUCUUUGGAUAAAGACUUCAUUCCCAGCAAUAGGAAGCUGCCCCUCGUGAUCCUGAAGGACCCCAACGGGAACCGCAUCGCGCAGUGGCAAGAGGUGAGCCCACAGCAGGGCAUCGUGGACCUGUCCCUCCCGCUGGCUGCGGAGCCGGCCCUGGGCACGUACACCAUCGUGGAGGAAUACGUGCUGCCCAAAUUUGAGGUGACCAUUGACCUCCCCGCUGUGGUGCUGGAGAAGGACAAGAAGCUGCAGAUGGAGAUCUGUGGGCGGUACACCUAUGGGAAGCCCGUCCAGGGGAAGGUGCAGGCCAGCUUGUGCCAGUCCUUAAGGUAUAGAUUUCAUAGUGUCUCCAGCAAGGAGCAGAGCUGCGUUGAGGUUAGCGGGCAGACCGGGAAGAACGGCUGCUUUUCCACAGAGGUUUUGUUGACUGCCUUCAAACUGAGCGACUCCACCUACGAGAAGCAAUUGCAAGUCCAGGCAUCGCUGGUGGAGGAUGGGACAGGGCUGGAGCAGACAGACACCAAGACCUGCAAGAUUUCACCCGAAAUCUUCACUGUCACCUUCGAAAAGACCGACACUGUCUACAAGCCCGGCCUCCUCUACACUGGGAUGAUGCUGCUGAAAGGAGCCAACGGCACCGUGGUGCCGCAGAAGCAGCUCUUGCUCAUCGUUAGCCAGCAAGGGAAAGACACCAGACAGACCCUCCUGACAGACAGCUCGGGGAGAGCCUCCUUCGAGCUGGAGACCUCUGGUUGGAGCGGCACGGUCUUCCUGCGCGGUCAAGUGAACAAGAGAGCUCACAGCCAGAACGAUAGCUCAACCAUCACCUACCUAAAUGCCUACAAGGACAUCAGUCCCUUCUCUUCGCCAAGCAGGAGCUUCCUGCAUAUCCACGACCCAGAGGGCAAGCUGUCCUGCGGCCAGUCCCAGCAGAUCUGGGUGGACUACAUCUUCAGCAAGGAGGCCUUGGGGACAGAGCUGGCCAGCCUGGAUGUGGUCAUCCUGGUCCUGGCCAAGGGCACCAUUGCCACCUUCCUCAGGAAAGAGCUGCCUGUAGAGGCUGGGCUGAGAGGCUCCUUCUCGCUGGAGCUGCCCACCAGCCCCAAGCUGGUGCCCAUGGCCAGGGUGCUGGUCUAUGUGGUGCUGCCCAGCGGCGACAUGUUGGCUGACAGCAACGAGUUCGAUGUGGUCAAGUGCUUCCCCAACAAGGUCAAGAUGGCAUUUUCAGAAGACAGAGCCCUGCCCGGCUCAGCGCUGCGGCUGGGGCUGGAGGCUGCCCCGGGGUCUCUGUGCGCCAUUCGUGCCCUGGACCGCAGCGUGCUGCUCCUGAAACCCGAGGCCGAGCUCAACACGGAGGCGAUAGACACCUACACAAUAUUCCAGGGCGCAGCACUGAAGCUUUUCACCAAUGCCAAGACGGGUGACGUUUGCAGACAGAGGAUCAACUUUCCUGAGAUAGUGGGUGCCCAAGGUCCCAGAGGUGGCUUCAUCACUGCUCUGCAAUCACCUGGUUUAUCAGAAGACACUGACUUCCGUAUCUCAUUGGUGCCCAGUAGCAUCCCGGUUGUCGGUGUCCAGGAGGAGCCACCAGCCCCUCGGACAUAUUUCCCGGAGACGUGGCUGUGGGACCUGGUCCCUGUUGGGGAGCACGGCUCCGCGGAGGUGACGGUGACAGUGCCCGAUGCCAUCACUGAGUGGGAAGCCGGGAUGUUCUGCACCUCCCCAUUGGGCUUUGGGCUGGCCCCUGCCACCACCCUGACAGCCUUCAAACCCUUCUUCGUGGAGCUGGCGCUGCCCUAUGCCGUGGUCCGCCACGAAGCCUUCACCCUGGUGGCCACCGUCUUCAACUACCUGCGGCAGUGCCUGCGGGUUCGAGUGACGCUGGCGGAGUCGGCGGAGCUGGAGGUGUCGGCAAGCGCGGAUGAGAUGUACGGUGGUUGUAUCUGUGCAGACGAAGCGAGGACCUUCCGAUGGGGCGUUCGAGCCACCAGCCUGGGGGAGGUGAACAUCACUGUCAGCACCGAGGCCCUCAGCUCCAAGGAGUUCUGUGGCAAUGAGGUGCCCGUGGUGCCAGCCCAGGGGCGCGUGGACACCGUGAUAAAGCCCUUGCUCGUGCAGCCCGGGGGGAUCCUGGUGGAGAAGGCGCACAACUCCCUGCUCUGCCAGGAAGGUAGGAUGGGCUAGGGGUCUGCUGAAGAAAUCUCCCUGGAGGUUCCUGCCAACAUCUUGGAGGGCUCCCAGCGAGCCCACAUCACCGUGAUGGGCGACAUCAUGGGCAACGCUCUGCAGAACCUGGACCGCCUCUUGGCCAUGCCCUACGGCUGCGGGGAGCAGAACAUGGUCCACUUCGCCCCCAACAUCUACAUCCAGCAGUACCUGGAGAAGAGCGGGCAGCUGCACCCCGACAUCCGUGCCAAGGCGCAGGGCUUCCUGCAGAGCGGGUACCAGCGAGAGCUGCUCUACAAACACGAUGACGGCUCCUACAGCGCCUUCGGGAAGAGCGAUCCCAGCGGCAACACCUGGCUGACAGCGUUUGUCCUCAAGUCCUUCGGGCAAGCCAGAGCCUACGUGGCCAUCGAGGAGCGGCACAUCACGGAUGCGCUGCGCUGGCUGCAGCACCAGCAGCAGGCGACGGGCUGCUUCCGCAGCGUGGGGAAGCUCUUCAACAACGCCCUGCAGGGUGGUGUCUCGGAUGAGCUCUCGCUGUCGGCUUAUGUCACCGCUGCGAUGCUGGAGCUGGGGCUGUCCCCAACGGACCCGAAGGUGAGCUCAGCCCUGCAGUGCCUGGAGGCUUCGGCCACAGAUGACCCCUACACGCAGGCCCUGUCUGCCUACGUCUUUGGGCUGGCGGGGCGUGGAGAGCAGCAGCGAGCCCAGCUGCAGAGCCUGGCUCAGCACAGCAUCAGCGCAGGGGGGCAGCUCUACUGGCAGAGGAAGGGGAAGGCUCUGCCCUCCUCGGAGCCCUCCUGGGCUGCGGCUGCACCGGCGGAGGUGGAGACGACGGCCUACGUCCUCCUGGCCUACCUCACCCAGCCCCAAGUGUCCUCUGCCGACAUGGGGACCGCUUCCCAAAUCGUCCGCUGGCUCAGCAAGCAGCAAAACCCCUACGGGGGCUUCGCCUCCACGCAGGACACCGUGGUGGCUCUGCAAGCCCUGGCCAAGUACGCCACGCUGACGUACGGCAGCAAUGGGGACUUCACGGUGACGGUGACGUCCCCGACGGGCACCGCACAGGACUUUGUGCUGCACAACAGCAACCGGCUGGUGCUGCAGCGGGCGGCUCUGGGCCGGCUGCCGGGGACAUACGGGGUGCGAGCCCGUGGGCAGGGCUGUGCCCUGGUGCAGGUGACCCUGCGCUAUAACGUGCCACCCCCUCCCAGCGUGGGGACCUUCGACCUCCGCGUGGAGACGGACCCCAAGGAGUGCACAGGGGAUGCUAACGCCCGCUUCCGCCUCCUCCUCCGGGCACGGUACACCGGGGAGCGUCCUGCCACCAACAUGGUUGUCAUCGAGGCCAAGUUGCCAUCUGGCUACAUCCCGGACAAGAGCUCCAUGGUGGAGCUGAAGAGGCAGGAGCUGGUGAAGAAGGUGGAGGUGCAGCCCGACCAGGUGACGAUUUACCUGGACCAGCUGACUAAGAAGGAGGAGACCUUCGCCUUCACCGCCACGCAGGACUUCCCAGUGAGGAACCUCCAGCCGGCCACCGUGACGCUGUACGACUACUACGAGACGGGUGACCGCACGGAUGCUGCCUACAGCGCACCUUGCAGCUCAGCACCCAUGUUUGAUUUUGAAGCAGCUGACGCUCAGGAGCAGGAAAACUUCUAG